GGUGGGCGGGGCCUGGGCCGGGGUUGGGGCGAGUGACCCCAGUGCGGGAUUCGGGGCCCCGGGGCGCCCCCCACGCGCUCACGCUUCCUCUUUGCGCUCCUCCUUGGGGUGGAGCCGCAGGAAGCGGCCGGGUGCCUAGAAGAUCCUAGAGGGGACGGGAAAGGGGCCCGGAGACCUGAGGGCCGCGCCGGCCGCGCUCUGAGCGCCCGUGGAGCGCGCCCCCGGCAGCGAACGCCGUCUCACGCCGCCUGGUGCAGGAGCUAACACCCGGCUCGGCCCCAGCACCCAACCGGGGACUCAGAUCUGGGCUUCUCUUGGCCACGGCCGCCGGAGAUCUACUGGCAGGAUGUAGACAGGGUUAGAAUAAAAACAUCUCCGGAGAUGCAGCCCCAGAGCCCCCAAAUAAUUGUCAAGCAAUUGACAGAGGGCUGUUAAGUGGUAGUAAGAGGGAAGGAGGAGACCACCCUACGGCAUCCAGCACCCUCUCUCCCCCUCCGCUUCCUCGUCCCCGAGAAGGUCUGGCGGGGGCAGGGGGCUGGGGUAGAUCGUGAUGCCCCACAGGCUCCCCCUCCGCUUUCCUGGAGGGACGUUGGCUGAGAGGCAUCACCGAGUUCUUGGAAGGUGCCUUCUACCUCAGGGCGCUGCCUGUGCAGCUGUCUGGCUGUCCUGGCUGCAGUGUCUGUAAAGGUUUUUUUUGUUCGUGGAAUUGCUGGCUUUGUAGUCUGUGUAUAGACUAAGGCCUCGGUCAACAGUUCGGGUGUGUUUUAUAACCCUGCUUCCUAGACACAGGCUAGGGAGGCUUGGCAGGCAAGGAACUUAAAUUUGCAAACAUACCUCAGUGUUAUCAUCCUGAGUACUGCACAGACUGGUUUUGUAUCUUGUACCAGGAGUGUGUUUGCCUUUUUUUUUUUUUUUGCCAGCACAGAGUCUCCUUAGGGGUGGCACUGGAUAGCCCCUCAUUUCAGCUACUCACGGCGCACCUUUGUCUCAUUUUUCUAAAACAUGAUCUCUAGCCUGGUCUCAGCUCCAAGGCAAGAACAUAACCGUUAAGAACAAUAAAUACCCUAGGAAAUUCUACCACCAUUUGAGUGAUUAAUGAAACAGUUCUGUGUGAUGGGCAAGGGGGGGUCCCUAGGCUGCAGCCAGACUCCAGAGCUUUGCGCUACAUGAAGAGGCUCUAUAAGGCGUAUGCUACCAAGGAGGGGAUCCCUAAAUCCAACAGAAGUCACCUCUCCAACACUGUUCGGCUCUUCACCCCUUAUGUCCAGCACCACAAGCAGGCUUCUGUGGACCAGGUGACAGGAGCCGUGCCCUCCGUGGACCUGCGGUUUAACCUGGACCGAGUUACUGCUGUGGAGCACCUACUCAAGGCAGUCUUGCUGUAUCCUUUCAACAACCCGGUUUCUUUCCCCUCGGCUGCUAAAUGCGUGUGCCACGUGGUGCUCAAAGAGCCAGAGUCUAGUUCCAGCAAGACUCCCCCCAGAGCUCCACACUCCGUUACCUUUAAGUCACAGUUUGAAUUAAAAAAGAAAUACAAGUGGGUUGAGGUUGAUGUGACUGCCCUGCUUCAGCCUCUAGUGGCCUCUGACAAGAGAAGUGUGCGCGUGUCUGUGACUUUUACAUGCGUGAAAGACAAGCCGCAGCCCCCCUCAGCACAGGACAGUCCCGUUAGCCUGGUACGCCCCUCCCUGCUUUUGUACCUGAAUGACACAAGUGCUCAGGCUUAUCACAGGUGGUACUCCCUCCACUAUAAAAGGAGCCCUUCACAGGUUCCUGACCAGAGAGGCCUGUCUGCCUGUCCUGUAGGAGAAGAGGCUGCUAAGGGAGUAAGACCUUCCCGUCACCGUCACCGGAGAGGACAGGAAACGGUCAGCUCACAACUGAAGAAGCCCCUGGUUCCAGCUUCUUUAAAUCUGAGUGAAUACUUCAAACAGUUCCUUUUCCCCCAAAACGAGUGUGAGCUCCAUGACUUCAGACUUAGUUUUCGUCAGCUGAAGUGGGACAACUGGAUUGUGGCCCCGCACAGGUACAACCCCCGGUUCUGUAAAGGGGACUGUCCGAGGGCAGUCGGGCAUCGGUACGGCUCUCCAGUUCACACCAUGGUGCAGAACAUCAUCUAUGAGAAGCAGCUGGACUCCUCCGUGCCGAGACCAUCGUGUGUGCCUGCCCAAUACAGCCCUUUGAGUGUGCUGACCAUUGAGCCUGAUGGCUCAAUAGCUUACAAAGAAUAUGAAGAGAUGAUAGCCACUAAGUGCACCUGUCGUUAACAGAUGGUCCUCUAAACUAAAACCUUGGGUCUCUCUGGCCAAGUAAAUGCCCUGAGCCUACCUGUGCCGUCGUGUGUCAGAUCUCUAAAUUUAAUGCGGCGUGUCUUGUGUAAGGAGGAGUCUGUGUAGAUUAGCAUAGUCUGUGGUUUCUGUCGGUGCAAGGAAACAUCUGCCUUUUUUAUUUACAAAUGUAAAUGAGUGUACUUAUUUUGGUGGGCUUUCCAUUUUUUUUCCCCUAAGCAGUUUUUUUCUUUUCAUAAAUCUUGUUUUUGAUGUUAAAAACUUAAUGAGCAUUAAUCUUGAAUGGAAUUACAGCUCUAAGUAGACAAUUCAGAGUGUUGUCUUAUUUAAUGGAAGAAUAAAUUCCUGUCGGUGGCAUAA
Messenger RNA from Eptesicus fuscus (big brown bat), 2648 nucleotides. It is a transcript of the gene GDF9, whose product is annotated as growth differentiation factor 9. Gene Ontology annotation, cellular component: extracellular region. The transcript has 3 exons. Lineage: Eukaryota; Metazoa; Chordata; Mammalia; Chiroptera; Vespertilionidae. The record is from RefSeq and is a predicted model, not a curated record. Gene Ontology annotation, biological process: BMP signaling pathway; SMAD protein signal transduction. The coding region runs from base 1167 to 2267 and encodes 366 amino acids. Gene Ontology annotation, molecular function: cytokine activity; growth factor activity.